This is a messenger RNA of Drosophila busckii, 885 nucleotides long. RefSeq lists its product as uncharacterized. Lineage: Eukaryota; Metazoa; Arthropoda; Insecta; Diptera; Drosophilidae. The transcript has 2 exons. The record is from RefSeq and is a predicted model, not a curated record. The coding region runs from base 58 to 831 and encodes 257 amino acids.
CCGCUGGUAGUACGAGCAGUUUAUACGACAGCAAGUCAGUUCAACAAAGAAAAGAAAAUGAAACGUUUCGUCGCUCUGCUGGCACUCGUUGCCUUCGCAAAUGCCGGAACUGUGCCCAUUGAGAGCCAGUCCAUCUCCAGCACUGUGGUGGAUGUGAUUGAGGGCAUGAAGGAGCAGAUGCCUUGUGGUUUCCCCGCCGCGGGCAUUCCCCCAAUUGCACCCCUGCGCAUCAAUCACAAAGAUAUUGAUAUCAAUACCGAUGGUUUGAAGAUGAAGGGCAGCAUUGAUCACUUCCGUCUCAACGGUCUGAACGAUUUCGAUAUCACAGAGAUGAAAGUGAAUGCCAUCACCAGCAAGGUCACCUACAAGUUCAGCUUCCGUGAUGUGAAUGUGGACACCACCUACAACCUGGAAAUGAUGCUGAAGAAGUUCGGUUUCACUAUCAACAUGGUUGGUGCUGGUCAUGCUAAAUUCGCUCUUAAGGAUAUGGUUAUCUGGGGUACAAUGAGAUACUCUCUGGGUAUGUUGAGCGGCAAGUUGAAGCUGAAGUCUUUGGAGGUGCGCACUCACUUGGGCGAGGUUGAUUCUGAAAUCGAGGGUAUGCUGGGUGAUGGUGGUAUCAAUGAGAAGAUGAACGAAUAUUUGGCCGAGGCUGUCGAGAUGGCCAUCAAUGAGAAUGAGGAUCUGAUUGCCGAUACCAUUGAGUCUGUGGCUCUGCCAGUGGUCAACCAUGCUUUGGAGGAUGUCAGCAUUACCGAUAUGAUCAAUGGUGGUGAUGGCGGCGAUGGUGGCGAGAAGGAAGUCUGCAUUCCACCAGAGUUGGAAUGGUAAACAGUGCGUGUUUAACAUUUGCUCUAAAUAAAAGCUUUUUUAACAAAAACCAAA